Messenger RNA from Vespula vulgaris, 1734 nucleotides. RefSeq lists its product as uncharacterized. Gene Ontology annotation, molecular function: hormone activity. Gene Ontology annotation, cellular component: extracellular region. The record is from RefSeq and is a predicted model, not a curated record. Bases 326 to 760 code for a protein of 144 amino acids. The transcript has 3 exons. Lineage: Eukaryota; Metazoa; Arthropoda; Insecta; Hymenoptera; Vespidae.
AGUAUAUAUACUCCUGCCGGCGGCAUUAGCGGGCGAUCCGAACUUCGGAAAGGUUUAACCGUUCUAAGGAAUCUUUUAAGUGCGAAGAAGGGAAAAUACGGAUAAAGGAAAAUAUACACGUAUGGUAGAUAGUUCUCAAAAAAAAAAAACGAGAAAGUGUUUUUUCCAAUUUAAUCGAGCAAAAAGUUCAAGUCCGAAAAUCGUUUUAAGACGGUUUCAAAAUCAGCUUCGAGCUCGUUUGAUAGUUUGAAAUCGAUUCGUCGAUCGAGUGAGUUUUCAAAAUAACAGAUUGAUUUUUCGCUUACGUUCAUUAUAAAAAUCGAAGAUGAAAUCCUUCACCCUUGUGAUGCUUGUUACUAUUUUUGGUAUCACUAUCAUCCAAUGCGAACCCGAACCGAUGGCUAGACCAACCAGACCAAAAGUUUUUACAAGUCCGGAAGAAUUACAAGAAUAUUUGAAAGAUGUCAAAGGUUACUAUUGGUUAAAUGGAAAGGCCAGGUACGGAAAAAGAGCCGGAGGUAACGCAUUUCCCGCAUAUUAUUUAGGAUAUCCGUGGAAUACUUUGAGAUUUAUACUUGAUACUCACCGCCAUUUUCAACAACAGAAAGAGGAUAAGAACAAACCGAUAAAGGGACAAAUAAUUUUUCGUAAUAACUUUCGUAAUUUUCAAGAUACUGAUUCAAAAAAACAAAUAUUUCGAAAUAAUCAGCCAGAAAAUUUAAGUGACAUGAUUGAUAAGUAUUACGACGACGUAGAGUAAAUACGAUGGUAUCGAUUUUCAAUGUUGGAAACAUUACAACAAUUCAAAGUUCAACUAUUUCUUUUAAAGUGUCGUGUAUUCAUGACUUGUCAAAGUAAUAAUGGUUUUAUAAAAAUAAUGACUGGUAAAAUUAGUACAUUUUUACACUUCGCUUAGAUGUAUCUGCUGUUUCUAUAAUAGAGAACAUAACUAUUUCUUUUUAUGAUUCUAUAACAUCUUCCAAUAUCAUCGUAAUUUAUCACGAGAUAAAACUCAUUUAUGGCAACACGGCACUUUGGAGUUUAAAAAUUAAAUGGGAACAAUUUAUUUUACAUUCGAAUUAUCAACGUGUAUCUACGAGUUUCGAUUAUUAGUAGACAUAAUUGAUUCAUAAAUGUCAUAAAGAAGCUGUCUGAAGAGGUAUUAAAAAAAUAAAAAGAAAAGAAAAGGAACGAUCCUGGAUUACGUAGCUUGUAUUAUUGACGUGCACUCUUCAAAAGACCUUAAAAGUUAUGUGUUUUUGGGUAGAAAGUUCAAAUAGGUAAUUCAUUGCUACAAAUAUUAUACGAAAAUAUAUGACUAAUGAGAAAAGUUAAAGAAACCUUUAUUUAAUCAAUACAAUAAGAUUUAAGAUAAACAGUAAGUUCCUUCAAGUUAUAAUAAAUGAAUAUUUACAAGCAUCAUUUACGAAAGCUCAAUAUCUCAUUUGCACUAUUUUAAUUGAUAAUAAUCACAAAUAAUUCAGAAAGUAAAUAAUAAAAAUAAAAUAUUUAGUUUAAUAAAAGCAAUAUAAUGUGAUUAUAAAUUCAAUUAAUAUAUUAUAUAUUUAUAUCUUCGUUACAACAGGUACUUCAUAUAUUGCUACAGAGACCGAUAGAUACAAAUGUUAAAUAUUAAGACAACAUGUAAUCUUUCCAAAUAUUUAAGAAUAUUGAUCGAUCUUUAAAAGUAGGACCUAUGAUACUUGAUGCGAUAGUUUAAGUUACAUUUUAAUA